AUGUCAUGCCUCACGUUCAACCAGUUGCAGAAGAGAACAACCGAGCCAGCGCAAGUUAAAACGGCUAUCGAUAAUUUUGAAAAAUGUAUUGCCGAUGUGAAAAAUAAAAUUGACGACAUAAUAAAUGAAUCCAAAACUACUUGCAUUGAACCCCAAGGCAACGAAAGGAGACGACGUAAUAAUAGCAGUCACGAUCACCAAGUUGCCGCAUUAGAAGUAUGCGACAAUAUAGUGAAUUAUGCAAGUGACAGGUUUAAAUUCAAAGAUUAUUUGGUAGCCGCAUCCCUUUUUUCCCCGAACGCUUUGGAGAAUACUGUGACGAACUUUUUCCGGUGUGUCAGUAAGAAUCAUGCUACGGCCUGGUUUCCUUCGCUUGCGGAUGCGGCAGAUAUUACCAUCCCUUUGAAAAAACCUUUUAUCCAUUCCAGUGCUCAACCAGUUUGGUGGGACGAGGAAUGCACACAUAUAUUUGGAAAACGAAAGGAAGCUCUUGUUGCUAAUAAAAUUCCAAUACCAAAUGAUUUAAUUGAACAGCUUUUAGAUAAUUUUGCUCCAUUAUCAGCUUCCACACCUCCUAUAGUUAGUUCAAAUUUCACCCCUCAUCAGCAAACCUUUAUGGAGAAACCAUUUAAUUUUGAAGAACUAGAAUGGUGUCUUGAAGAACUGAAAAAAAGUCAAAAGAAGAGCUGGAACGGCAUGAUAGGCAUCCAGCAGAGAGCUGGAGCUAGGCCGGAGCUAAAGCUUUCACGGAAAACAGAAUCAUCUGGUAUUGCUGCAGUAUAUGUAAUGAGAAAGGCUUUUGUAGUUGGCCGUGCAGCAUUUGUUUUACGACGGCAGAGGAGUUUGCGGCGUCUGAUGUAUUUUCAACGUGCAUCGAUAUACAAUGCAUUAGAUGCGGAAUAUUUAAAACAGAACUGGGUACAAUGGCGGUGCUUCCUUGUAUAG
Messenger RNA from Acanthoscelides obtectus, 945 nucleotides. The record is from the annotation of a GenBank genome assembly. NCBI's taxonomy places the organism in Eukaryota, Metazoa, Arthropoda, Insecta, Coleoptera, Chrysomelidae.